Messenger RNA from Helianthus annuus (common sunflower), 942 nucleotides. RefSeq names its product GRF1-interacting factor 2. Gene Ontology annotation, molecular function: transcription coactivator activity. The transcript has 4 exons. Gene Ontology annotation, biological process: positive regulation of transcription by RNA polymerase II. NCBI's taxonomy places the organism in Eukaryota, Viridiplantae, Streptophyta, Magnoliopsida, Asterales, Asteraceae. Gene Ontology annotation, cellular component: nucleus. The coding region runs from base 129 to 701 and encodes 190 amino acids. The record is from RefSeq and is a predicted model, not a curated record.
UAGAGUCGGUUUUCAACGUUGGGAGGCCACCUAACUCCGUCACCGUUCCGUUCACAUUCUUUCAAAUAUCCACACACACUUUCUGUUGAUCAACCAUUGAAAAAAAGUUUAUCGAUUUCAAACGAGAAAUGAAGCAGCCGAUGAUGCCCAAUCCAAUGAUGUCUUCAUCCUUCCCUCCUACAAACAUCACCACCGAUCAGAUCCAAAAGUUCCUUGACGAAAACAAGCAAUUAAUAUUAGCAAUAAUGACCAACCAAAACCUCGGAAAGCUUGCUGAAUGCGCCCAGUAUCAGGCUCUACUCCAGAAGAAUUUGAUGUAUCUAGCAGCCAUUGCUGAUGCUCAACCACCGACACCAUCACCAGCACCGACAAUUUCAUCUCAGAUGGGCCCACUUGCACACGCGGGUAUCCCACAACAAGGAGGGUUUUUCAUGCAGCAUCCUCAGGCGGCUGUUAUGGCUCAACAAUCUUCUAGCUUUCCACAACAAAUGCCAGCCAUGCAGUUUAAUAGCCCACAAGUUAUGCAACCUCAGAUGGGUGUUAGGCCCGGUGGGCCAAGCGGGCCAAGCAGUGUGCCGCCAAGCUCAGCCGCUAGUGAUAUCUGGAGAGGAGGUAUGCAAGAUGGUGGUGGCGCUGACGGUAGUGGUGCUGGUAAAGAUGGUCAUGGUGCUGCAGCCGGUGGACCAGACGAAGCAAAAUAAUAAAAAUGAGGGGGGUUGUUAGUCGGAUGGAUGUGGAUAGGUGGUCUGUUAUGGUAGAACUAGAAGCUUAAUAUGUGAUCUUUACCAAAGUUCACGAGCGAUGAACUUUGUGUAUGUGUGUGUGUGUCUUCUUUAGAAAUGGCUAGUUAUGUGUUUGUUUUACAGAAUUAGUGAGGUCUUAAUGAAAAGAGUGCAUGAUACUUCUUUACCGUUUUUCUAAGCUAAUAUUCUGCAAGGCAAA